GAAAUUGUGGACACCUGGUUGCCGAGAUCAAACCCCGUUGAGCCAAAAGACAGUUUGGAAACAAAUGAUUAUGACUCAAAUUUAUAUUUUGAUAAAAAUAAUUUAACCGACUUAACAAAAGUUGUGCGCAAGUUCUUUAAUAAAUUCAGUUAGACCUGAGGCGAACAAAUCUGCAUAUAGUGGGAUGCGUAAUAAUAUCUGGGUAACAUUAAUGCGGAUAAAAGAUGAUUGUUCGUUCACUUAGAAUUUUGCCUCAGUGAUUUCAAGGGGCAAAACUAAAUCCAUAGCGUGCGAUGUCUCGUGAAGGUAAGAGAAAAGCAGUUUUAUUUUUAUGCACUGUAACCUGUACUCUCGGUAUUCUACGGACUUCUGGUUCUACAAGAGUAACAAAACGGACUGUUUCGGAUGGUUUUAAAACGUAUCGGCAAAGUGGGAGCUUCAACAAAUCGGCAAUGGAAGGAGUGGACUCGGGCAAGCAUAUUCGCUUCGGAUGGCCUGCGCUUGGACGCAAUUUUCGAACAAAGUACAGAAGUUAUGGUGCCAUUAAAGUAGAUGGACUGCGAGGAAACAGCUUUGCUCCGCAGACAUCUUUACUGAAUAUGACCAGUUCUGAGAUGCUGAAAGCCCCAAGCAAUUCCAGUCAAAUCAACGAACGCACGGGACCAUCCGGCCUCGUAAACGAGAGCCAUCACUCUCGAAAAAAUGAUAGCGUCAGCGGAGGAGACUCUCAUCCCAAAUCUGACACACGGAGUCUUGAUAGGGAUGCUGAGAAUUUGCUCAAUCUCUCACGAAAUUCAGAGUGGAACAACGACACUGGUGCCGUCAAGUCUCAAAUGGAAUCUCUGAACAACGACAGUGGAUACCAGUCUGACACGUCAGAACAAGCAGGGCUGAUGGGAAAUUUGCCAGUUUCAGCUGAUGGCAGAAGACUACCCACCACAUACACCCUUCAAGCUGCUGAAUCAAAGCCUCUCGUACUAUGUGGGAUUGAGUCCAUGACACUGGUGGCAAAUACAAGGGAAUACAACAAUUUGAAGGUAGAUGGCGUGAGUGAUGCCCCCCUUUACCUGUCUGAGUUGCCCUCUUCCUGUGGACACACUUUUAAAAUGACGCCAAAUAAUCUUGUCUUAAAGACGCCCUAUGAUGGAUGCUUUAUUGCAAAAAAGGGUGAUAAGUACAUCAUGCCAUUGCUCUGGUGGGAGAGCCCUGUGAACAUAUCCUGCCCUGUCACAGUAACCCCAACUCCCUUUCCUCCUCCUCCUCCUCCUCUGCCUUUCCCCCCUCCUUAUCUCUUUCAUCCCCCUGUCAUCUGCGCCCCUUUUGGUAUGAAUCUGAACCUUGAAGGAGGGCUGAAUGCAGCCGAGAGGUUUGAGGUCGAGUUGGGGGGCAAGAAGGUGCCCUUUUUAUCCUCACAAUGUGGCUACCAUGUAAUUGGUAACCCUGGACAACCGAUCAUACAUGUUCCAUAUAGUGCGUGUGGGAUGAAAAUGAAGGAUGGAAUGCAUGUCCUCUCCCUUUAUUCUGGAAAGACAGGGAAGAUCUUUGCUUGUCCUCUAUCCCUCAUCUCCUCUCCUCUAUUCUCACAUUCUGUUGUACCAAUUUACGGCCAUUCCAGCCCUUCUGCUGGUCCCCAGGUUCCUCCUCUUGAAGCCCCUUUCUACCCACCUGUAUUUGACUCCUACAACUAUGACCACAGCUUAUAUACUUAUCCACAGGCGCUCCUUCCAAUUAAACUCCCAAGGCCUGCUCCCACCAAGCACACUCAUCUCCCUCCUGUCGACCAUUCGUACAGCUAUGUGAAGUCCAACAAUCACAUACACCCCUCUCCUGGUGGCUCUUCUCUUCCUCUCUUUGUCCCUUUUUUCGAUUCUAACUCAGGCAUGCAUCAAAUGGAUUUUCCAGGUUGCACACCUUUAGGUCCCAUGCCGUGCAUCUCUCCUUUCCCUUUCCUUCGACCUAAUGGCCCUCUCUCUCCUCCUCAUCACUAUCAUGAUCCAGUCUCUCUUCCUCUUCAACAUCAGCCUUAUGGCUCACUCUCUCCUCCUCCUUAUCAACCAUAUGAUCCACUCUCUCCUCCUCCUUAUCAACCAUAUGAUCCACUCUCUCCUCCUCUUCAGCCUCAUGGCUCACUCUCUCCGCCUCUUCAAAUGGAGCCUCUUGAUCUACUGUCUCCUCAUCAACCAUAUGAUCCACUCUCUCCUCCUCCUUAUCAACCAUAUGAUCCACUCUCUCCUCCUCCUUAUCAACCAUAUGAUCCACUCUCUCCUCCUCCUUAUCAACCAUAUGAUCCACUCUCUCCUCCUCAUCAACCAUAUGAUCCACUCUCCCCUCCUCAUCAACCAUAUGAUCCACCCUUUUCUCCUCUUCCCCAUCAGCCCCGUGAUCCACACUCUUCUCCUCUUCCUCAUCACCCACAUGACCCACUUGCUCCUUUCCCUCUUCCCCGUCAUCCCCAUGUUACUGCAACUUUCCCUACCUCCCCCACUCUGUCAUCGCCCUUCCUACGCUGCACCACAAGGCAAAUGAAGGUCAUCCUGUCUUCUGCUGUCCCGGGUAGCAUUGAAGUCAAAGGUCCGAAUAAUGAAUGGUGGCCAGUUACCCGUGUUCCUGGCUGUUCUUUCUACUUAGAAGCAAUGGGUGUUAAAGGAGUGAUAGUGUCCUCCCCUCUUCGCCCCUGUCAUGCAUACGCCCUGAGUCCGUCAGUGAUAACCUUACCCAUUAAAUUCAUCGAUGCUGACUCGGGGCGGCAUCGGAUUUUGGAGUUGCAAUGCCCAUAUUACUCGUCAACCUCCACCUCACCCACCACACAACCAGGCCAGACUCCUCAACUUCAGGUUAUCUGCUCCGAGCAUUCUAUGAGUGUGGUGCUUGCCCCAGGUCCCGAAUAUGCCCUGCUGGUUCAAGGGACAGAAACCGGACAGAGUGGUACCCACAGGCCUUGUGGGUAUUCCAUGACUAAGGGAGAGAAUGGUAGAAACGUGCUGGUUGUCCCCUUCAGUUCUUGUCACGUGUCUGUGCAGGGUAACCAUCGGAAAAUUUUUGUAAAAUUUCGGACACUGAGCGGGAACGAAGGAGAGGUGCCUUUAUCAUGCCUAAUUACUCCACCAAUCAAAAAGAAAGGUUGUGAGAUCGGUGAUGACUUCCGCCUCCCGUGUGGGCCCGGCCUGGUUUCGCCUGCUGAAUGUCAGUCUCUGGGCUGCUGUUACUGUACUCGCACACAUGCCUGCUACUACCCUCUGGAUGAGUGCACACCUGACCGUCACAUGAUCUUCACUGUGCCUGCCUCUCUUACGAAGCCUCCUCUGUCUACCUCCUCGCUGUUCACGCCUGGCAACAAUACCUGCUUCCCCCUAAAGGUCACUCCCAGCUUUGCCCUGUUCAAGAUCCCACUGGAUGGUUGUGGGGUGCACAAAUAUGAGGUCGGCCACACUAAAAUCUACAUGGUGGAGAUCCUCAAUAUCCUCUACGCCAUCAGCCUGAACUAUGGCACCAUCACCAGAGACUCUCCAGUCAGGCUGACAGUGGAGUGUAGGUACAGUCCUCGCGCCCAUGUGAGCGUGGCCUACCUGGUGAAGACGCCCUCCCUGGGGCCCUCCAUUGAGGCCCAGGGGGUGUUUGGUGUGCAGCUGAGGAUCGCCAAAGACGAGAAUUACACGGACUAUUACCCUCAGUACCACCUCCCCCUCAGCCGUCUCCUGAAGCAGCCGCUGCACCUGGAGGUGCGUCUGCUCAACCCCCCGGAUCCCAGCAUGGUGCUGCUGGUGCACUACUGCUUGGCCUACCCCCGCUCAGCACGGGCGGCGUGGGUGCUCAACUACGAUGGUUGCCCAAACCAGCUGGACACCACUGGGCUCCUGCCCACCUCAGCCCCAUCCCCACUGAGCCCGACCAGAAGAUUCACCAUAAGAACAUUCCAGUUUCUCUCCUCCGACUUGUCCUACACGGACGAGGAGAUUUACUUCAUGUGUUCAACAGAGGUCUGCUCUCAAUCCGAAGGCCCCUGCGUCGAAGGCUGCAUUCACUUUCCCACAUCUGGGAAGUGAGAAGAGGACCACUGUCGCUGGAGAUCCAGAUGGCUCAAAACAAGGCAACAAUAAAAUUCCUCAGAAAUAAAA
Anguilla rostrata (American eel) is the source of this 4115-nucleotide messenger RNA. Its product is annotated as zona pellucida sperm-binding protein 4-like. The transcript is spliced from 19 exons. NCBI's taxonomy places the organism in Eukaryota, Metazoa, Chordata, Actinopteri, Anguilliformes, Anguillidae. Gene Ontology annotation, cellular component: egg coat. Gene Ontology annotation, biological process: binding of sperm to zona pellucida; prevention of polyspermy. Bases 294 to 4043 code for a protein of 1249 amino acids. Gene Ontology annotation, molecular function: structural constituent of egg coat; acrosin binding. The record is from RefSeq and is a predicted model, not a curated record.